AUGAAGCGGCGGUCGGUGUCGUCCGUCCUUGCCUCGGCGGCCAAGGUUGCUCGGGCGGAGGCUCGGCUUUUCGGCACGCCGCAGCCCUCCCGAGGCUUUCUCGAUCUCAGGAGCGACGAACUCUCGGAGCCGUGCCACGAGAGGCCGCCACACGGCUCUGCCGAAGAGCCGUCCUCUUGCGUUGCCAACACUGAAUCAGAGUCCGAGGCGGAGAGCAUGGCAGCAGGUCCUCCUGACCUCAAAGAGGUUGAACGCCCGCAUGUUCAGCCGCCAACGGUCUGGCAGUGCCCUCGCUUGGAGAAGCUGCUGCCAAAGACUUUGCAAGAAGACCGCGGCAUGAUGCAGGCUUGGGACAAGGGCCGCAGACUGGCGAAGAGCGUCUCUCUGCUGGGGCCCUGGCCUGGCGAGGCGACGGUGAAAUCCAAGAGUUGCGAUGAGCCGCGCUAUGUGGACUUGGCGCGAUGCUGUUGCAGCUGCCCCAGCACCAAUGCCUUCUGUGCACAUCUGCUUGCUGCGACACUGGCCGCGGAAGAGUCCGGUGACGUGGAGGCCUGUGGGCGAAUGGCUUUGCUCAGCCACAUGCACCACCUUGCGCGGGGAAGGAAGCGUCGAAUUGAGAUGGCCGCAGAAGUAUCGGCCGGAGCAGUCGCAGCCUUGCUCCCCAUGGCCAGCGAGGCCGCCCUGUGUCGCUGGGCGCUGCUGUCCCUGCUAGCACUGUGCCAGCGACAGCCACCCACGGCCUCAGUGAUGUCAAGUCCCGGAUCCGUGCUAUGUUUUCAGCUGGCUGAGAAGGCCGCAGAGUUCCAAACAGCGUCGCAGGCCGCGGUCUUCAUCGACUCCCUGGUCCAGGAGCUCGGAAAGUCCACCCCCUGCGCCUCACUGACCAUGGCUGCUGCUUCGGCGGCCGCAGAGCGUUUACUGCUCGAUGUUGCGCAAGAAAAGCGCGAGAUGUUGUGCGAAGGGGCUUUUGUUGAGAUCGCCAGAGUGUUCUUGUUCCUGCCGCAGUCGAAGUGUGUUGGGCGGCCUGUUUUGGGCGAUGGCGUUGCGGACACUGUGCUGGUUUCCUUGGGCGUCGCACUUGAGGAAGCAUUGAAACUAUCAUGCGAGCCCUGUCGCCAACUUGCCAUUGAGUGCGACUCGGAAGGCCGGGUGGUGGCCUUGAACCUCGGAGAUAAAGGCCUGAACGGGCACCUGCCAGCAGAGCUCAGCGACUUGGGCCAGCUUCGCCAACUGAAGCUCGGCUUCAACCGUCUCACCGGGCCGAUCCCAAAGGAGCUAGGCCUUUGUUCAAACCUGGAGCUGCUUCAGCUCACGGGAAACCAGCUUUCGGGGCCGCUUCCAAGAGAGCUGGGGAAGCUCAGGAAACUUAAGACUCUCCUUGCCUCCAGCAACAAUCUCUCUGGCCAUUUGCCAGAGGAGCUGGGGGACUUAUCCGCCUUGCAGCGUCUGCACCUCUCCGACAACAGGCUCUCGGGACCCCUGCCUGCCGAGCUUGGAAAACUCUCGGAGCUGCUUGUUCUCCGUCUUGCCUUCAAUCAACUGGAGGGCGUUCUCCCCGGAAGCCUUGGGAUGUUGAACUCCCUUAGAGCCCUGUUGCUGCAGAGCAACAAGCUUGCCGGGCAGCUGCCGGUGGAAAUUGGCAGCCUUGUGAAGCUCCGGCGUCUUGAGCUCUUCGGCAAUCAGCUGGUGACGCCCCUGCCCCCUCAGCUAGGGCAGCUCCGCUCUUUGCAGAUCCUGCGCCUCUCCCGAAACCAGUUCGCAGGGGCUCUGCCCAAGGAGCUCGGACAUCUCUUGGACCUGAAGCAGCUGGAUCUCUCCGAGAACAGCUUCACUGGAAACAUCCCAUCGGAGAUCGGAAGACUGCAGAACCUCGAGCAGCUCAAUCUUCGGAACAACCUCCUCGAGGGCCCUUUGAUGCCUUUAGACUUUCAGGAAAGAGAAUAUUUGCAGGUUCAGGCCCUUCAGAAGCUGGAUCUCUCCAGGAAUCGCUUUACGGGAGCUUUGAAACUGAGCCCUGGGCUCCCAAAGAUCCGGAAGCUCUCUUUGCGGGGGAACCGCCUCUCAGGGACCAUUCCGGUCCUUGCACCUCUGCUGCGAAAGCUGGACCUGGGAGAGAAUCGCUUUUCGGGGAAGUUUCCGGAAGUGGCGGGUCUCACAAAGCUUCUGGAGCUCAAGGUCGAUGGAAACCAACUUUCCGGAGAGCUUUCAGAAGACAUCUGCCGGCCACGGCUUCAGCAGUUGUCGCUUCACAACAAUGGCUUUGUGGGUGUACUUCCCGAAAUCACCUUGGCACGGAGCCUGGUUAUCCUGACGCUGCAUAACAAUGCUAUCUCGGGGCCCUUGCCGAAGCGUUUCUUCUCCGAGUUGCCGAACCUUGCCAUCUUGACUCUGCAUGGGAACAGCCUCACGGGAUCCAUCGCAGAUGGGAUGAGUCUCAAGGAACCCUGUUUAGACAAUCCUCGCUUCGAGCUUCGGGGUCUUGACUGUCACGACUGGAGGGACGAGACCUCGGCUGGUUGCAAGGCUUUGGCAUCUCGCGGAGCUAGCAGCUUGACCCAACAAGAGCUUUUCUUGCUGAUCGAGAACUGCCCCAGGUCUUGCCAGGAGUGUGAGAAUCCGAGCUUGCAACUGCAGAACCCCAUGCUGACGCUGCACCGAAACGCGCUCUCUUGCAGUCUUCCAGAGAAGGUGACGAGUGCGGCCGCAAGUGUCUUUGCACUUGUCGUCAUGGGGAACAUGGUCGGAGAUGGCCAUGAUUUACCAUCCUGGGUCCACAUUGAAGAGCGGCAGGAGUUCCUCUACUUUUCUGACCGGGCCCACACCAGUAAUCUCUUCAUCGGCUUCGGUAUGGCCUUCCUUCUAUUGGGCCUGGUCUUCGCUCGAGGUCGUAUCUGGAAGGCGCUCUUCCAAGCAGCCCGCUAUGCUCAUGAAAGCUCACAGGUCUCCGCUGUGUCCGAGUCCUGCUUCGGCGUCCUUCGCUUCACGACCUUGUCUGCCAUCCUAUGCUUCGCGAUGUUUCCCCUCUAUGUUUGGGGUGCGACUUACUACAGCUGUGGGCAGCCGCUAUCUCGUACCACUGCCGCCUACCUGAAAGGGCCCUGGGAGACUCUGCUGGUCUGCACCUCCUGGAGUUUGCUGACCCUCUUCUUUGCAGCCGCCGUGGCUGCCCUGCCCUCCAAGCGCGCGGCAGGAUUGAAAACUCCUCUGGAAUCUGGACCCCGCGGCUGCAAGCUCAUCAUGUUCUGGAUGCUGUGGCUGGUGGUGGUGCUUGGCCUGUCCGUGCCCUCAAUCCUCUUUUCUGUCUCUCAGGCUCUCCCUGCCGGCAACACUUCGGGGCUGAGCCACCAGACGCUGCAGAUUGCCCACCGGGCGGCUCCCGCCCUGAUUGUGGCUGUUGACAUGCUUUUGGCAGGUGCCUUGACAAGAUGCUUCUCGGCGCUCACGGGUCUCCGACGCGAUCGCUUGCUUAUGAUUUUGAGACUUUGCUCCGCCUGGCUCCUGUCUCUGCUAACGACUCUAGUUCUGCACGAGAACUGCUUGGCUGGUUGGAAAUUUUUCUGGAGUGUUUGUGAUGCACAGAGCCCACGCCACGAGAUAUUCACCCUUGGUAUCUGGGACGAAGAAAUGAUGAACACCGAUGCUGACAUGUGUCAACUGGAGCCUUCCUGGUGGAAGAAUGGUCGUUGCAGCAGGGCCAUGAUUGAAGGUCUUGCCCCUCUGCUGAUGAAGAAGCUUCUUCUCAGAACCUGCCUUCUGCCGGUCCUGCUGCUCAUCGCAUGGCAGCUGUCGAAGUUGGACUCGGGCGAGCGUUCGGAUGGAAGCCGUCAGUUGAGGCUACUUAAGAUCGGUCCCACGACCAGCGGUUGCCUUUCGCCGGUGCAGCAGCAUGCCCUGCUGACCACCUAUAUGGAGACAACCAUAUUUUGGGGGCCACUAAAUCCUUUGGUCAGCUUUUGCGUUGCCACUGCAGCCGCGGUCAACACGCUUCUCUUCAACAAAGCCGUGACGGAUUUCGGAGUGCGCAUGCCCACGGAUCAUGCAAGCAGCGUCUCCACGGUGUCUCGCGACUACUUGGUGUGCUCGAUAAUAGGCGCGGCAGUCUUUCAGAUGUGGCAUGCGUUUGGAACGGGUAUGAAGGGGCAAGUGCUGCUGGUGUUGGCAACCGUGGCCGUCCUUGUCUUUACUUUGGUGCCUUUUGCACCCGUGCACUGCGGUGCAUUUAUUCAGUGCGUGCGAUGGAUCAUCUGGAGACCGGGCAAUACAAACGAAGAGGUCAUUGAGCUGACCUGCCCGGACUCACCAUCGGACAGAUCGAACAUACGGUCUGCCUCGGUCGAUGCGAGCGAGACUUGA
This is a messenger RNA of Symbiodinium necroappetens, 4353 nucleotides long. Lineage: Eukaryota; Dinophyceae; Suessiales; Symbiodiniaceae. The record is from the annotation of a GenBank genome assembly.